AUGUCGGCGACGGUGUUUUCGCGCAGGGCGCUUCACGCUACUACCCGGCGAUUGGCCGCGGUCAACCCCUCCGCAUAUAAAAAGACACCUCUAGCUCUCUCUAGACUCCCAGCUCCUCUAGCGAUAGCGACAGGGCAACAAAUCCAGAUCAGGCACGCACCCGUGCUGGCCGGACCCGGAACUCGAGUUGUUUCCCAGCUUCGACACCUCACAAACAGUAUACCUGCUGCAAAAGGACAUCAAAUAGCAGAGAUCUGUGAAGAGAAACUGACAUUCAAUUCCAACAGACAAGCAGCGUCGUCGACUGUGUCGCAAACACAAGGCCAAGAGAUCCUCGCAGCGCAGCGACGAUCACGACCCGUCAGCCCACAUCUAACCAUCUAUCGCCCACAAGUAACAUGGUAUCUGUCCGCCCUGAACCGCAUCACAGGCUGCAUCCUGUCUGGGUCCAUCUACGUCUUCGGCGCCGCUUACCUCGCAGCACCGCUGUUCGGCUGGCACUUGGAAUCCGCGAGCCUUGCGGCCAGCUUCGCGACGCUCCCGAUCCUGGCGAAGGUUGGCUUGAAGGCCUUUUUUGCGUUUCCGUUCACCUUCCACAGCUUUAACGGCCUGAGGCAUUUGGCUUGGGAUACCGGCCGGACUUUGACGAACAAACAGGUUAUUCAGACAGGAUGGUCCGUUGUUGGGCUGAGCGUUGUAACGGCUCUGGGAUUGACUUUCUUGUAG
Molecule: messenger RNA, 726 nt
Organism: Exophiala aquamarina CBS 119918
Lineage: Eukaryota; Fungi; Ascomycota; Eurotiomycetes; Chaetothyriales; Herpotrichiellaceae
Product: succinate dehydrogenase (ubiquinone) cytochrome b560 subunit
Exons: 3
Coding region: 1-726 (241 amino acids)
Biological process (GO): mitochondrial electron transport, succinate to ubiquinone; tricarboxylic acid cycle
Cellular component (GO): membrane
Molecular function (GO): electron transfer activity; succinate dehydrogenase activity
Source: RefSeq, a predicted model, not a curated record